Molecule: messenger RNA, 1200 nt
Organism: Phoenix dactylifera (date palm)
Lineage: Eukaryota; Viridiplantae; Streptophyta; Magnoliopsida; Arecales; Arecaceae
Source: RefSeq, a predicted model, not a curated record
AUGUCUAGAGAUGAUUCUACUAUUGUCCCUCCAGCCCAAGUUCCAGAUGAAGACGUAAACCGGAGUCACGAUUCUCCAGAAAAUCAACAGAGACCCAGGAGGAGGAGAAACAAACCAGGAAACCCCGACCCAAGGGCCAAGGUGAUCGCUCUGUCACCAAGGGAAUUAUUGGCAAAAGCUGACUACUUCUGUCAGAUGUGCCCUAGGGUGUUCCAAACACAGCAAAAGCUCCAAGUCCAUCAACGGAGCCACAGCAUCCCAUGGAUAUUUCAACCAAGCGACCGUAAUGAUCUCAAGCCUGUGUACGUUUGUCCCGAGCCCACCUGCGUUCACCACAACCCUCUUCGCGCACUCAGCGACAUUACCGGGAUAAAGAAGCAUUACUACCGCAAGCACUGCGAACCAAAGUGGCGAUGCGAUAAGUGCCGCAAGAUGUACGCCGUGGAGGCGGAUUUGAAGGCGCACAGGAAGAUAUGCAGCACAUACCGGUGUGAGUGCGGCCGUCCAUUCCCGGGGAGAGAGGAAUGUGAUGCUCAUAGACAACUACAGCAAUGCGGAACGACUAGGGAGGAAAUGAGAUCCCCUAAUGACAGCCUCAAUCUCCUGUUAUGGCUUUCUGAAGAGAAUCCUUCUUCCAACCAUCCCGGCAUGGUGUCCGGGACGGACUUAAUAUCGACGCCGCCGGUGCAGCAUGAGGAGGUGGCGACGGGUGCGGCCGCAAGCGAUCCAUCGUCCUCAUCAUUCUUCGGUGGUUUAUUAGGCUCGAUGAACGGACAGCAGCAGAACGAGUUCCAAAGCUUUGCGCAAGAGACACCAUACAGCUCCUCCUCACCCUCGUACUUCCAUCAGGUGAUCAACUUAACGGAGCAGUCACAGGGGAAUGAGUUGCAGUGUUUUGGGCCUGGGUUGCAAUUCUUUGGGCAGGAUCCAGUCGUAAGUUCUUCCUUUCCUUUCGAGAUUCCGAAUAUGGAGACUGACUAUGUGGCUGCUAUUUCUGUCGGACUGUCUGCACCAACCGAGGGCCAAGGAAGAAGGAUGGAUCCACCGAUAUACUCCAGUGGCAUGGUACAGCCCGAUCAGGGAGGACUGAUGACCGUGCCUUUUAGUGGCCCGGAGGUGCAACCAGCGGCUCUGCUGCCAAUACCGUCGCCAAGCCCUUCUCAGCUCGAUGAGCUUGAGCGUCUGGUCAUGGAAGAUUGA